CCGACGAGGAUGCAGGCAAUCAUGCGUGUUCUAACCCUUGCGACGCUGCUCUCAGCGCAGACAGGGAUUUCCCUUGGGCGUCCGUUUGGACAACAUUUACCUCGCGCGGCCACGGAACCCGACCCUUCCUUCUUCGUGAACAUCUCCUUGAAUGGGAAGCAGUACGUUAACAAGGGUCUUGUCGCCUUUGGGUUGAUACCAUCGAACUUUGUGGAGUCGACAGGCGAUACGCUGGGAGGUAUCGGCAGCGCUAUCGCGCUCAAAAGGGGAUCGUUUGCCCAGCUAUCCAACGGCUCGUUCACGGGUACGAUCGUCGCUCAACCCGACAGGGGCUUUAACAUCGACGGGACGAUCGACUAUCAAGCACGGCAACACCAGAUUGAUUUUGUCUUGUCGCCGUAUUAUGACGCCGACAAUCUCGAUUUCGCGGACGGGCUGAAGACACUCCAACUCACAUACAGGGAUACUCUCCUGUAUACCGAACGAGAGUCACAGAAGACGACUGGUCUGGAUGCGUUGGGAGUACGCCAGGCAGAGACGCUCAGUCCCCCUGCGAUCAACGACCCUCCUAUGCCCAUUGCCCCUUCUAACGGUCAUCUCGCUGUGGAUGCGGAGGGUCUCGCGCUUAACGCUGAUGGGACUUUCUGGGUCAGCGAGGAAUAUGGACCGUACAUCUACCUGAUGUCCGCUGAGGGCCAGCUUAUCGAGACCAUAUCACCACCCGAAGCAAUCCUUCCUUUCAUCGACGGCGCGCUGAACUUCACGUCGGACACGGACCCGGAUACCGGACGCGCUGGAAAUCAGGGUUUCGAGGGGCUUACGUUAAAUGACUCAGGGGAGACACUUUAUGCGCUUCUCCAAUCCGCAACGAUCCAAGACGGCGGCUCUGACAAGUCGACCUCCCGCUUUACGCGCCUAUUGGCAUACAACGUCUCAAACACCCUCACCAUGCGCCCAUCGCUGAUCGGCGAAUGGGUCGUACCUCUGCCCCAGAACAAGAAGGGAAACACGCUCGCCGCGAGCGAAGUCCACUUUGUGAGCGACGGCGUCUUCCUCGUCCUGUCCCGCGACGGGGACGGCCAUGGCGGAGAUGACGACAAUUCGGCGUUCAAGCAAGCUGACCUCCUCGAUAUAUCGAGCGCAACGGAUAUUCACGGGACUGACUUCGACGACCCGAGCAACCCCAUCGCCAAGAAGGGCAAGCUAGAUAAGAGCAUCACACCGGGAACAUACGUUGACUUUGUCGACUUCAUCGACGACACGCAACUGGCUCGUUUCGGUGUCCAUAACGGCAAACCGGCCGACCAGACCCUCAUCGACGCGAAGUGGGAGUCCCUUGCGCUGGCACCCUGCUUGGACCCGACCUUCCCGGACGACUUCUUCCUCUUCACCGCGGCCGACAACGACUUCAUCAGCACCCAGGGCAUCGCACUGGGCGUGCCAUUCAACGCGGGGUUGGACAACGACAACCAGUUCAUGGUGUUCCGCGUAACGCUCCCCGGCGCAUCGGCCGCCAGUGUCCUACAAUCCUAGCUGUCACAUAAAUACAUAAAUAGCAUGCAAAG
This is a messenger RNA of Trametes versicolor FP-101664 SS1, 1565 nucleotides long. RefSeq lists its product as uncharacterized. The transcript is spliced from 9 exons. NCBI's taxonomy places the organism in Eukaryota, Fungi, Basidiomycota, Agaricomycetes, Polyporales, Polyporaceae. The coding region runs from base 10 to 1533 and encodes 507 amino acids. The record is from RefSeq and is a predicted model, not a curated record.